CUCAUAUUUGACUUGUUGAGCACUGUACUUACGAUGUACUGAUCCUCGAUAUAUAUUUUAUGUAUUACAAAAUAGCCUUUGUUCUAAAGUUCAUUCAGAAAUAAGACAAGUUUGCAACUUUGUUUUUUAAUGGCCAAUAUCAAAGUUAUUAGAAGAUGCAUAUUUUUCUUGCUAGCCCUAUCUUUUGUGCUGGGUGAUAGAUUUGUUGGUGGAAGAAGCGUUGAUACUAGGGAAACCAAAGAGUUAGUUAAGCAUAAAGGAACUGUCAAAACUAUUGAGGGUAAGAAUGGCGACAUAAUAGACUGUGUAGAUAUCAAUCAACAACCUGCUUUCAAUCAUCCGUUACUCAAGAAUCAUACCAUACAGAUGGAACCCAGUUUCAUUCGAAAGGUAACAAAUGAAGAAUUAUACAAUGCCGAGCUAUUUCAAGGUUGGCAUGAGGAUGAAGAAUGUCCUGAAGGAACAAUCCCAAUUAGACAUGCUCGAGAGGGUGAAAAUUUUGCCCAUCGUACAAUAGCCCCACUUGCACAUCGGAAAGAGCUUAAUAUCCGCCGUAAUUAUGAUACUGCAGGGCAUGAGUAUGCCCAAGCUCAUUUGAGUCCUGGCAACUACUAUGGAGCCCAUGCAACAAUUAACUUAUGGAGCCCUCAAAUAAUGGAUGCGGACUUUAGCCUUGCUCAAAUAUGGGUUGUGGCGGGUCCGGACAACGAACUAAACACCAUUGAAGCCGGAUGGCGGGCUGAUAAUCACAACGGGCAACCCAGGUUUUUCGUAUAUUGGACUCGUGACGCGUAUGAAAAAACUGGGUGCCAAAAUCUUGAAUGCCCAGGUUUUGUGCAAGUAGACCGAAAAUUUGCAAUAGGUUCUCCCCUAAAUCCCGUUUCAACCUACAAAGGGACGCAACAUGAUAUAGGGGUAACCAUAUACAAGGAUAAAGGAAAUUGGUGGCUACAAGUGCAAAAUCAAGCUAUUGGAUAUUGGCCUCAUUCCAUCUUCCCACAUUUAGCAAACGUGGCUACCUCACUCAGUUGGGGUGGAGAGAUUUAUUCAUCAGGGAAAGAGGGUCAUCACACAUCAACUCAUAUGGGGAGUGGACAUUUUCCUAGUGAAGGCUAUGGAAAAGCAAGUUAUUUUCGCAAUAUUCAAUACAUUGAUAGCAAUGGCAAAUUCAUUGACGCUGGUGAGGAAUUGCACCCAGAUACAACAAAAUCUUCUUGCUAUGAUAUAAGUCUUGUGACCGUUAAGAAUGGUGGCAAUGGAACCCAAUUCUACUUUGGGGGUCCUGGGUAUUCAGCAACAUGUCCUUAGAAGGGAAGAAGAAAAAAUGAUGGUAUUUGUACUAAUAAAUCACAUCUUGGAGGGAUUAAAAUUUCUUGAAAAAGAUAUUAGCACAU
Molecule: messenger RNA, 1394 nt
Organism: Corylus avellana
Lineage: Eukaryota; Viridiplantae; Streptophyta; Magnoliopsida; Fagales; Betulaceae
Product: protein neprosin-like
Source: RefSeq, a predicted model, not a curated record